GGAUAAAGAGGCUGGGAAUCUAAUAUUAAGAGCUGUCCGUAACAGUCUUCAUUAGAAAUAUCCACUUCGGAACCGCGAAUCGCCUAGAACGGUAUUACAGCAGUCGGCAUCGGAAAUCAAGACGGUAGAAUCCCGAAUACUCCAACGGCUACAGCCUCAAGCGGUUCCCCUUCUGUCCGAUAUUAAUCGGUACUUUGACAGUCCUCGAGUUAGCAAUAUUAAUACUACAGAUCCGAAUUGGCUUUGUAACUGGUGGCGAGUAUACAAGGAUGAACUGCCUCAAAUGGCAGCAGCAGCAAGAGAGUAUCUACCAAUUCCAUCGUUAGAGGUGUCAGUAGAACGAUUAUUCAAUGCGGCAAGAGAUAUAUUAGGUAUCCGGAGAUAUUCGAUGAAGGGUAAAACAAUGCGGAUGUUAAUGUUGAUAAAUGAUCCCUAUGCAAAGCCCUAGAAUUCCAGCAGCCAAGUUAUCCAAAAAUCUUUAUAGAAAUCAGAUUGAAGCUAGUCCUAAUGAAGUAGUUUACCGAUUCACCGAUUUCGCCGAUAUUGACAAAAUUUAACGGAUAAAAUAUCGGUAGAAUAGAAAGCUGCCGAUAUAAAUCGGCGAAUCGUAUCCGUAAACCUGAAAGGUUAACGA
This is a messenger RNA of Eremomyces bilateralis CBS 781.70, 634 nucleotides long. RefSeq lists its product as uncharacterized. Lineage: Eukaryota; Fungi; Ascomycota; Dothideomycetes; Eremomycetales; Eremomycetaceae. The coding region runs from base 284 to 448 and encodes 54 amino acids. Gene Ontology annotation, molecular function: protein dimerization activity. The record is from RefSeq and is a predicted model, not a curated record. The transcript has a single exon.